AUGACAAUUGCUUCCUCUUCUGCAGAUGAAGAAUUGAUAGGUUUUGACGAUGAGAGGGAAACUAUAAGAGGUCAACUAGUUCGAGUAUCACCAGAGCUAGAUGUUGUUUCCAUUGUCGGUAUGGCUGGCACCGGUAAAACAACCCUUGCUCGAAGUUUUAACAAAAAUGAUUCUCAUUUUGAUUUCUGGGGAGAGUGUCGUGUAUCUCAGGUAUACACGCGGAAAGACUUGCUACUUUCCAUUUUGAGUUCUAAUUGUGACCCUACUGAACUUAGUAAAGAAGCUGCUGAUGAGUUAGCUGAUAGACUACGGAAAAUUUUAUUGACAAAGAGAUACCUUCUGAUCAUUGACGAUGUGUGGGAAGUAAAAGCAUGGGAUGAUUUGAUAUUAUGCUUUCCUGAUGCUAGGAAUGGUAGCAGAAUCAUUCUGACCACCAGACUUCAAAAAGUUGCUGUUUGCGCUAAACGUGUUACUGAACCCCAUUUCGUACGUCCUCUGAACAAGCAAGAAAGUUGGUUAUUGCAAAAAAGGGUAUUUGGAAAAGAAAUUUUCCCUGAACAGCUAAAGGAAGUUGGGCAAAAAAUAGCAAAAAAGUGUGAUGGGCUACCACUUUCCAUUGUUUUAGUGGCUGGUCUUCUCACAAAGAUGGACAGGAUAGAAGGAUGUUGGACGCAAAUGGAAUUAUGUUUCGGUGAACGAAUCCAGGAUGGCGCCAAGGAUCUAGUAAAACUAAGUUACAAUGAUUUACCUUAUAAACUGAAACCAUGCUAUUUAUAUUUUGGAGCAUUUUUGGAGGACAGAGAGAUUUCAGUCUCAAAAUUGACAAGCUUAUGGACUUCUGAGGCAUUCAUAGAAAAUGAUGGGGAGAAGUGUUUGGAGGAUAUUGCAGAAGAUUACUUAGAGGAUCUUAUUGGGAGAAACCUCGUCAUGGUGACUAAGAAGAGAUCUAUUGGGAAGAAUAAAGCAUGUCGUGUCCAUGACUUAAUGCUCGAUUUCUGCAAGGAAAAGGCUGAGGAGGAUAAUUUCCUGUUGUGGCUGAAAAGAUAUCAAGAUGCCAAUCCUCCACAUUUUUAUUCUGAAAAGCCUGUGCACCGCUGCUUAUCAUUUUGCUCUAAUCAGGAUGAUCUUGCUGGGUGGAGACGAUGCUCACACGCUCGUUCAAUAUUAUUCAGGGAGGUCGGUGAUAAUACAUGUUCUUCAAUGGGACAUGCCUCUAUCAUCUUUGGCAACUUCAAAUUUCUCACGGUGUUGGAUUUGGAGUUUGUUGAUGUGAAAUCUUUUCCCACUGAACUUAAUCAUCUGAGGUACCUUGCUGUUCAAACUACUGAGGAUUCUAUCCCGUCAUCCAUAGAAAGCCUUUGGAAUCUUCAAACGCUCAUAGUCAAAAGAAAGGGAGGACAGUUACUGUUGCCAGAUACCCUUUGGAAGCUUAGUAAGUUGAGAAAUGUAAGCAUUAGUGACAGUGCUUUUUUUAAUUUGCGUGGUGCACGAGAAUCUCUUGAUGAAAACCCCUCAAAGCUGGACAAUUUGGCAACGCUUUCCUCAAUAUAUGUUUCCAGGGAGGACAAUAUGGAGAGGAUAGUAAGAAGAACGCCCAAUCUUCGGAAGUUGAGAUGUAUUUUUGCCGAUUCAUGGGGUUCGGGAAAGAAUGAAAAGCGGUUCCCUGAAUUGGACUCAUUGUCUCAACUUGAAACACUAAAGGUGGUCUUCAUCAGCAAACCAGAGAUAGGUCCGUCAAGAUUAAACUUUCCAAUGAAUCUCAAGAAAUUGACAUUAUGCAAAUUUCCUUUGCCGCCUGCUGGAAUUUCAACCAUUGCCAGCCUUCUCAACCUUGAGGUACUUAAACUGCAGCAAGUUGCCUUUGAAAUGGAUGAAUGGGAAGUGCGAGACAAUGAGUUCCCUCAGCUCAAAUUCUUGGAACUAGAAAAUCUCAAACUCUCAAAAUGGGAAGUGUCUGAUGAAGCCUUUUGUUGCCUUGAGAAACUGGUUUUGCAUGGAUGUUCACAUCUCGAAGCAAUCCCUGAUUGUUUUGAGGACCAGGGUUAUUUGCAAUACAUUGAAGUAAAAUCAUGCAGUAAAGUUGUUGCGGAUUCAGUCGGGGAUAUCAAAGAAAAACGAGUUCAAAAUGGGUACAGUCUUGAGCAAAUACUGCUAUUCUUUGUCGUUGUUGGUCAUUGUUCUCUGGUUGGUUGCAGCGAGCUGCUGAUGUACUAUUGUGGUCCAUGGCAAUAG
Molecule: messenger RNA, 2232 nt
Organism: Nicotiana tabacum (common tobacco)
Lineage: Eukaryota; Viridiplantae; Streptophyta; Magnoliopsida; Solanales; Solanaceae
Source: RefSeq, a predicted model, not a curated record